Molecule: messenger RNA, 1593 nt
Organism: Vombatus ursinus (common wombat)
Lineage: Eukaryota; Metazoa; Chordata; Mammalia; Diprotodontia; Vombatidae
Product: patr class I histocompatibility antigen, A-5 alpha chain-like
Exons: 8
Coding region: 36-1133 (365 amino acids)
Biological process (GO): immune response; antigen processing and presentation
Cellular component (GO): external side of plasma membrane
Source: RefSeq, a predicted model, not a curated record
CAGGUCUCGGUGAUCCUGUGCUGUCCGCCUGGACCAUGGAGCCCUGUCUGCGCUGUCUCCUGUUGUUGGGGGCCCUGGCCCUGGCCCUGCCGGACACCUGGGCAGGCUCUCACUCCAUGAGGUAUUUCGACACCGCCGUGUCCGGGCCCGAGCUCGCGGAGCCGCGGUUCAUCGAGGUGGGCUACGUGGACGAUCAGCAGUUCGUGCGCUUCGACAGCGCCCGCGCGAGUCCGAGGAUGGAGCCGCGGGCGGCGUGGAUGGAGCGGGUGGACCGGGAGGAGCCGGGCUACUGGGAGCGGCAGACGCAGGUCUCGAAGGAGAACGCGCAGUUUUACCGAAGGAGCCUGAAGAACCUGCGCGGCUACUUCAACCAGAGCGAGGGCGGGGUCCACACCAUCCAGCGCAUGGUCGGCUGCGAGGUGUCCCCGGAGCUCACCUUCCAGCGCGGGUUUUACCAAUUCGCCUACGACGGGCGCGACUACUUGGCCCUGGACACGGAGACCUCCACGUGGACGGCGGCGGUGCCGCCCGCUGUGAACUCCAAGCGCAAGUGGGAGGCGGACAGGAGCAUCGCGGAGAGAGAGAAAGCCUACCUGGAGGAGACGUGCGUGCUGUGGGUGAAGAAGUACCUGGAGAUGGGGAAGGAGACGCUGCAGCGGGCAGACCCGCCCUCUGCCCGAGUGACCAGCCACACUGCCCCCCACGGGGGGGUGACCCUGCGGUGCCGGGCCCAGGACUUCUACCCCGCGGACAUCUCCCUGACCUGGCUGCGGGAUGGGGAGGAACAGCUCCAGGACACAGAGUUCAUUGAGACCAGGCCGGCGGGAGACGGGACCUUCCAGAAGUGGGCAGGUGUGGAGGUGACCUCAGGCCAGGAAGGGAAGUAUACCUGCCAAGUGCAGCACGAGGGACUGCCUGAGCCCCUCACCCUGAAGUGGGAGCCAGAGUCCUCAUUCCCCUGGUUCAUCGUGGGGGUCAUUGCUGUCCUCCUCCUCCUCCUCCUCAUUGCAGGCAUUGCUGGAGUUGUGAUCUGGCGGAGGAAGAAUUCAGGUGGAAAAGGAGGGAACUAUGUUCCUGCUGCAGGUAAUGACAGUGCACAGGGAUCAGAUGUCUCUCUCCCGAUCAAAGCUUGAGAGAAUUUCCUGGUGUGGGCCUGAGGAGGAAAACCAGUCUGCAGUCCCUGUGUUGUUCCUGUGGACCCCCGGCUUCUCUCCCCAGCAUGGCCCCUGGGAUCCUCCCUGGACUUUACUGGCCCAAGCCUGGAGAAGCAUCAUUAGGGCCCUCACCCUGCUCUCUAAGGCCUCCCUCCCCUGCUUGCUUUCCUUCUGCCUGUCUCACUCUGCAGAGACAACCAGCAGUGAGGGCCAGAGGCCUUUGGCAAUGAGCCCUCCCUCACAUUGGACAUUGCACUGACCUCUGGAAGCUUUGUCUGAUAGCAAAAAACAGCCUAAUGAAUUAUUGUUCUUGAGUCCUCAGCUUUUCUCCCCAGUCUCAGCUAAGCUUCACAUUUGGGUGGGGCAUUUUAGGGGACAGAAUGACUAUGUGGAGAUGUUCUGUCCAUAUGGAGGGGAAAUAAAAGAAAGUUUGAAGCUG